Copidosoma floridanum is the source of this 854-nucleotide messenger RNA. Its product is annotated as protein C19orf12 homolog. The record is from RefSeq and is a predicted model, not a curated record. NCBI's taxonomy places the organism in Eukaryota, Metazoa, Arthropoda, Insecta, Hymenoptera, Encyrtidae.
GUCCGAUACUCCGAUGAGUCCGAUCGUGUCAGUCUCUGAUAUCAACAAGAUGACUCAAUUUACAUAAUUAUUGCUGGGUAAAUUAAAGAUGUUUUGUAUAAACAAGUAUCUUGGAAUGGAAGAAGUAAGACAUUUGAUAUCUCAAUUAAUAAGAACAAAUGCACGUAUAUUCAUAUAAUAUACACAUGGAAAUUUUAUUCAUUUCAAAUUGCGGACAGUUACAAUUUUACUAAGAAAAUUCUAUUUUUAAGUAUUAGGAAUUUAUUACUAACCAUAUAUCUACUUGGCAAGCAACCGAAAUGUCUCUGGCUACUCCAGAAUUGCUCAAUGCAAUAGCUGAUUUAUCUUCGAUUAGAGAAAUGAAGGUAGCGGUAAAUUUAAGUGCCCAGUGUGGAUUAAUAGUUGGUGCUAUCACUGCAGUGGGUGGUAUCCUUGGUGGACCACCUGGAAUCGCUUUAGGUGGUUUAUUGGGUACUGGGUUGGCAAGUUACCAUGCAGGUGGUAAAUUCAAGUCAGUUCCGGAAAUUUUAGCGCAGGAAGCUACUCCAGAGCAAAAAGAAAAACUGGCAACUGCUCUAAGAAACUUGUUAAAUGCACAAAAUAUUUUUACAGUUUUAGAACUUGCAGCAACCAUGCAAAACAACAGAUUGCUGAUGGAGGCCGUAUCAAAAGUUAUACGUGAAUUUUUCAUGUCUGAUAUGGGAUAUUGUAUACUGUAAUAUUUUGUCUUAUUUUCAUUUAAGUGAUCUUGUGUACAGUGCGAUAUUUUUUUAAUGUUAUUGGUUAAGCUAAGAAAAAAAAAGAAUACUGUACAUACUGUCAUAUAAGCUUAAGGGUGUCAUAGAAAUAAAAUU